UGUUUUACUCACUCCUGUUACUUUAGUAACCAGAAACCAAACAAUUGAGUGAACUGUUUUGGGGAGAACUUCUCUCGGAUUGCUCGAAAAUGGCUCAAAGUCAACUGGAUGAUUAUUUCAGACAGGUUUUCGAGGAGAGCAUUUUGGAUUUACCGGUGCAUAAGCAGAGCUUGACGAGCAACGCCAUGAGAUUUCUGGACAAAAGACAAGAAAUAGAUGCCGUGGAUGCGUCCUUGCAGUCCAAGCGCAACGAAUUCAAGGUAGCCUGCGAACAAAUUAGGCAAAGGCGAGACAAGCUGAGUAACAACGAAGGGAAGGCAAAGGAGGCACUGUUCAAAUUCGACAAGUUCAUCACAGAAAACGACGCGAAAAGAUCCCGAGGCAAGAAAAAAGCUGACUUGCAAAAAGUGAUGGUCGCCCAGAAAGAACAAGAACUAGACGAUUUGAAAAGAGAGUACCGCACCUUGCUUUCCAGAAGAGAGAAACUUAGUUGCAGAGUAACAAAGUCAACCGUGUAUCAUGCGUUUCUAACGAAACUUACGCACAUGUCAAAAAAAUUCGAGGACAUCGCCCAGGUAAUUGCUCGCUUCGACACCCUUCUGGCCACUCGGGACCAGUUGCUGGAGCAAGGGACGCGAGCAGACAGCCAAGCGGAGCGACAACACGUCGAGCUGAGGCGCUACGUCAGUCACCAGAGCUCCCUCCUGCUGCAGCUGAACAACGCGCUGUCCAAACUGCAGACCGAACUGGACGCCGUCUUUUCCCGCGGCGGCAAGCUGGAGUACGCCUGGAACAGCAUCCAGUCCACAGCGGCCAGGGAGACUCUGAUGCUGGGUCAAGUGAAGUUUGGCAUUUUGAACCUGUUCCACACCGCCGUGCAGCGACUGGAGAUGACGAUGAUGUGCCAUUAGAGGACAGCAUAAAGCAACUGGAGAAGAUUCAUCUUUUUAUUCAGGACUUAGUCGACAUC
Engraulis encrasicolus (European anchovy) is the source of this 970-nucleotide messenger RNA. Its product is annotated as coiled-coil domain-containing protein 42 homolog. The coding region runs from base 90 to 911 and encodes 273 amino acids. Lineage: Eukaryota; Metazoa; Chordata; Actinopteri; Clupeiformes; Engraulidae. The transcript has 2 exons. The record is from RefSeq and is a predicted model, not a curated record.